Messenger RNA from Brettanomyces bruxellensis, 3912 nucleotides. RefSeq lists its product as uncharacterized. Gene Ontology annotation, molecular function: chromatin binding; DNA binding; ATP-dependent chromatin remodeler activity. Gene Ontology annotation, cellular component: nucleus. The record is from RefSeq and is a predicted model, not a curated record. Lineage: Eukaryota; Fungi; Ascomycota; Pichiomycetes; Pichiales; Pichiaceae. The coding region runs from base 1 to 3912 and encodes 1303 amino acids. The transcript has a single exon.
AUGAAAACUAGGGAAUUCAUUAGUAUUUCCACAGAUAGCGAAAGUGAUUCCGAUUUGGUCACGUCAUCAUCCAUUCAAGUCCCAAAUUCGUCUCCUCUUAAGCAAGAAAAAAGGGAAAAAAGCGAGGGGAAUUCAAAUACAGCAAGACUCCGGUCGAGCACCAGGAGGAAUUUGAGAAGUCACACUAAGGAAAAGAUAAGCGGUUCAGAUAGCGAUACUUUUGAAAGUGAUGAAGACAGUAUUAUCAACUUGGAUGACUCCGAUUUGAUCGACCAGAGCAUUGAUAGCUCACCUAAAAAGUCAACCAAGCGUCUCUCGAGCUUGACCGAGAGGUUUGGCUACAGAGGGCAGCUUCAGGCAAGUAAAACUGUGGAAAAGGGGUCUGGUUAUAAAAAGCUUCCCGGACUGACCAGAGAGCAAAGUGUGAUUUUUUCGAGAUUAUGUGAAAGGUUCAAGAGAAUUCCACAGUCUACGAUCAGUCAUGCCGUUCGGGCACACUCCAGCUAUGAGGAAGCAUCACGAGCGUUGGGUUCGCUUCCAUUUAAAGCGCUCAAGAUCAGGAAAAAGCCGUUUUUAGCUUCGAAGUUGAAAAUGAAGCCGGUUAAAGCUGGGAGCUUUUACCACUCUGAACAGAAGUCAGGCAGAGCCGAAAAAGAGGAUGUUGUGUCGUCAAAAGUCGUGUUGAACGACAGCGCGUCGAUCGUGAAACGAUUUAGAGGGAAACGAGUCGAUCGGAAUCAAAAUGGAUAUAUGAUCGAUCUUGAUAGUGGGAAAGGCAGUGUGAAAAACACGUAUUCAAGAAAAAGAAGGCUCGUGAGAGGCUCGGAUAUGUAUGAGCGGGAGGAUGGGUUGCUGGAUGGAGUUGUUGGGGGAUCAGUUGCACAGAGAGCGCGUCUGUUGAAAAGAAAACACGUAAUUGAGAUCGGAUCUGAUGAUGAGGCAUUGGAAGAAGAAUUGCGGUUACGAGAAGAAAAAAGACGCCGGAGAAGAGAACAGUACAGGAAAAGAGAGGAGAUGAAAGCGGGAGAGGACGAUAUCGAUAUGGAUGAGGAUGAAGAUGUCGAUGAAUCGGAGGAUUCGGGUAUGGAGCAGCUUGAUUUUACGGAGAGAGUGAUGCAUUUCCUCAACACGGCAGAUCUCAGGAAUAUUGUGGAUAUAGCCGGUGUGAGUCCGGAGAUUGCCGAAAGUUUCAUCAAGUUCAGACCUUAUUCGUCGUACGAUGACGUGGAAAACAGGCAUAUUGUGCCGGUGAAGCGGAAUUCAAGGAAAAAGCCGAUUGGAGAGAAGAUCUUGGAGACAACUGUACGCAAACUGAGGGGAUAUGAGACGGUUGAUUCCCUAGUUGGCAAAUGCAAGGCAUAUGGAGACGAGAUAAAGCGGGCAGUUCAGAAAUGGGGUGCCAAAGUCAAUGGUGAGGACGGAGAGCUGCAGAUUGCAUCUGUUGGAUGCUCGGAUGAGAGUGAUGUUGAAGGUGAAGAGAAAGCAGGAAAUACGAGCGAUGAUAUCAGUGUUGUUUCGCACAGGCUGGUUCCAAAAGAGACCCCUGAACUUGUGUUGAGCGGAGAAGAGUCGUAUUCUGACAAUCUAGAUGAUGCAGACUACAUGGAGGGUGAACGCCACGAAAUUAUGACACGGAGGAAGAGAAAGCCGUGCAAAAAGUUCAAUUUCUUCAAGAGGCAGCCAAGGCUGAUGUCUUCUGACUGUAAGUUGAAGGGAUACCAGCAAAUAGGAGUGAACUGGCUCUCGCUUCUAUACGACCGGGAGCUCUCGUGCAUUUUGGCAGAUGAGAUGGGUCUAGGCAAGACCAUACAGGUGAUUGCGUUUAUUGCUCACUUGAAGGAGUUUGGAUCGCCAUCUCCACACUUAAUUGUCGUUCCUGCGUCCACUUUGGAAAACUGGCUUCGAGAAUUCGAGAAGUUUGCACCAUCGCUGGAUGUUCGUCCAUAUUAUGGUAGCCAGAACGAGCGUGAGGAACUUCGGAUGGAUUUGGAGGAAGACCAGUCGUAUGAUGUGCUUGUUACGACUUACUCUAUGGCCACCGGUAACAAAUAUGACCAGAUCUUCCUUCGCAGUCGUAAGUUCAACGUGAUAGUGUACGAUGAGGGUCAUAUGCUCAAGAACUCGACCUCAACCAGAUAUAAGAACCUCAUGAAGUUGAAGGGCCAGUUUAGGGUGCUAUUAACAGGUACGCCGUUACAAAACAACCUCCGUGAACUCAUCUCGUUGCUUUCCUUCAUCAUGCCACAAGUCUUCAACGAGAAGAAACGCGAGCUUGAGGAUUUGUUUGACCAGAAAACCAAGACCAUCGACACCCAGCAGCAAAACUUGGAGUACGGGAAACUCAACCCUCUUCUUUCCGAGCAGGCCAUUAAAAGAGCGCGGACUUUGAUGACACCGUUUGUUUUGAGGAGAAAGAAAGCUCAGGUCAUGAAGUAUUUGCCGGAAAAGCAUAGUCACAUCGUGUAUUGUGGAAUGACACCUGCACAAAGAGCGAUAUAUGACGGUGCUGUUGCUGAUGCGCGGUACAAGAUCAGGGAGAGAGAGAAGAGAAAGACUAUGUCUGCAGAUCAGGUGAGCAAGUUGCCUAGAUUGGGUAGCAACCACUACUUGAUGACGCUUCGAAAAGCAUGUCUUCAUCCGAUGUUGUUCCGAUACCUUUACACAGAGCCAGCAUUGCACGUUAUGGCGAAGAAGAUCAUGCGUAACUCUCAGUAUUUGGAUGCAAAUGAACAGUACAUAUAUGAGGAUAUGACUGUGAUGUCCGACUUCGAGUUAAACCAGCUUUGCCACAAUUUUGUCGGCGAGCUUGGUGAGUAUUGCUUGCCUGUUAAAUUUUACUUGCAUAGCGGCAAAGUGCAGAAGUUGGUUGAGAUUCUUGACGGGGUCGUGAGCAGAAAAGAAAAGGUGUUGAUCUUCAGUAUGUUCACGCAAGUUCUUGAUGUACUAGAGAAAGUGUUAAGUUUCCAGAAUAUUCGUUUUGUUCGUUUGGACGGUGCCACUUCUGUGGAUGAGCGUCAGAAUAUCAUUGAUAAGUUCAGUGACGAUGCUCAAAUCCCCGUUUUUUUGCUUAGUACGAAAGCGGGUGGUUUUGGUAUCAACUUGGUUGCAGCUACAAAUGUGGUGAUCUACGAUCUGUCGUUCAAUCCACAUGAUGAUAAGCAGGCAGAGGACAGAGCGCAUAGAGUUGGUCAGACCAAGGAUGUCAAUGUGUAUCGUUUGAUCUGUAAGGAUACGAUAGAAGAAAAUAUCUUGAAGGUGGCCUACAACAAGUUAGAGCUUGAUACUUCGAUGAUGAGCGAAGGUAAGAAAGUGGAAACUGCGUUGAUAGAGGAGAUAGACAAGGCUUUGAUAGAGAAAGUUGGGGAUGAUGAUAAGAGUGAGGAAAAGACUGAAGUUAAGACUGAGGUUAAGACUGAGACUAAGAAUGAGACUAAAAAUGAGGUUAAGAAUGAGGUUAAGACUGAGGUUAAGAAUGAGGUUAAGAAUGAGAAUAAGAAUGAGACUAAGAAUGAGGUUCAGAAUGAGAAUAAGAGUGGCGAUAUUAAGAAAGAAAGCAUUAAGAAUGAUAAUAAGCAUGAGGAUGUUAAGAAUGAUGAUGAUAAUCAGGAUGGUGCCAUAAAAGAAGGCAUUCCUGAAAAGAAACAAAUCAAAAAGGAAUCCCUCAUAUCCAAUGUUUUAGGGACAGCUGAUGACGUUGUGGUGACCACAAAUAUAAAAGACAAGGACUAUUACAUUGAAUUUCCACUCACAUAUGAUGAAACAGCCAAACCCAAACUGCAGCAUAUUCCUGUUUCUCCUGAAAAGAAAACUGACGAGGUUGAAAAUGCAACUUACGAUUUGAGUAGUCUAUCAGAUAUGUCGGAUUUACCUAUGGAUGUGGACCGCAAGUCGGACCCUGACUACCGAGAUUAG